GUGUGUGUGUGUGUGUGUGUGUGUGUAGGAGGGGGGGAGCUGUCCGAGUGGAGCUGGUGCUGUUGGGCUCCCUCUCUCUAUCUGUGUGUGUGUUUGUCUCUCCGCUGUUCGCGAUGGAGGAGGAACUGAAAUGCCCGGUAUGCGGCUCGCUGUUCACGGACCCCAUCAUCCUGCCGUGCUCGCACAAUGUGUGCGCGGGCUGCGCGAGGAGCAUCGCCGUGCAGACCCCCGACGGCGAGACCCCCCCUCACGCGGCGGCGACACACGGCCGCCUGGCUGCCUCGGCGGGAGCGCCGGACUACGACUACCUGGACGUGGACAAGAUGAGCACGCACAGCGAGACGGACAGCGGCUACGGCUCGUACACGCCGUGCGCCAAGUCGCCGAACGGCGUACGCGUGUUCCCGCCGCCGGUGCUGCUCGCGGCUCGCCACUGCUCCGUCACGUGCCCGCUGUGCCACCGCAGCGUGUCGCUGGACGAGCGCGGGCUCCGCGCCUUCCCGCGCAACCGCCUCCUCGAGGCCGUGGUGGCGCGACACCGGCAGGGCCGCGCGCGCGCCGUCAAGUGCCAGCUGUGCGACCGAAACCCGCCCGACGCCACCGUUACGUGCGAGCAGUGCGACGUGUCCUACUGCAACGCGUGCCAGCAGAGGUGCCAUCCCGCGCGCGGACCGCUCGCCAAGCACCGGCUCGUGCCGCCCGCCGCGCUCGCGCAGCAGCAGCAGCCCGCCGCCAGCAGCGCAGGCGCAGCCAACUGCACGGUCAACGUUGCUGUGGCCACGACAGCGCGCGUGCCCUCCACCUGCGUGGAGCACGAGGCGGAGAACUACAGCGCGUACUGCGCGAGCUGCCGGACGCCAGUGUGCUAUGUGUGCGUGGAGGACGGCAAACACGGGAAGCACGACGUGAAGCCGCUGGCGGUGAUGUGGAAGCAGCAUAAGUGCCAAUUGUCCCAGGCGUUGAAUGGAGUGUCUGAUAAAGCAAAGGAUGCCAAGGAGUUCCUGGUGCAGCUGAAGAACCUGCUACAGCAGAUACAGGAAAAUGGAGUGGAGUUUGAGGCGUGUCUGGUGGCUCAGUGUGAUGCCUUGAUUGAAGCUCUCACGCGGCAGAAGGCCAAGCUGCUCACCAAGGUCACUAAGGAGAAAGAGAGCAAACUGAAGACGGUGAGAGACCAGAUCACCCACUGCACAAUGAAGCUCAGACAGACCACAGGGAUGAUGGAGUACUGCCUGGAGGUCAUCAAGGAGAACGAUCCCAGUGGCUUCUUACUGAUCUCAGAUGCAUUAAUAAAGCGUGUGCAGGCGUCUCAGGAUCAGUGGGUGAAGGGGGCCUUGGAGCCCAAGGUCUGCCCUGAGUUUGCGCUCAGCAUCAACACUGACCCUCUGAUGCAGAGCAUCCUGCAGCUGGACUUCACACAGGGCAAAGAUGGUCAGAAGCCUGCAUUAAUGAAACAAAUGCAUGCAGGGGUCCAGACAGAAAUGGAGAGCACAGGAGACACUCCCGCGGUUCCUCCCGCACCUCUGCUGCAGCUGGAGAAAUGCUGCAUGCGCAACAACAGUGCCACACUGGCCUGGAGGAUAACUGCAGUGCAGGCACUGCCCGUGGAGGGCUACAUCCUGGAGCUGGAUGAUGGAAAUGGUGGACAGUAUCGGGAGGUGUAUGUUGGGAAGGAAACGGUGUGUACGGUGGACGGUCUCCACUUUAACAGCUCCUAUAACGCUCGAGUCAAAGCCUACAACUCCAUUGGGGUCGGGGCUUACAGCAAGACUGUGGUCUUAAAGACAUCUGAUGUUGCCUGGUUCACGUUUGAUCCUACCUCAGCACACAGGGACAUCGUCCUGUCAAAUGAAAACCAGACUGUGAGCUGCAACAGCUACGAUGAUCGCGUGGUGCUCGGAACCGCUGCCUUCUCCAAAGGUGUACAUUACUGGGAGCUUAGCGUAGACCGCUACGACAACCACCCGGACCCAGCGUUUGGAGUGGCGCGCAUUAACACAAUGAAGGACAUGAUGCUGGGCAAGGACGAUAAGGCCUGGGCCAUGUAUGUGGACAACAACCGCUCCUGGUUCAUGCACAACAACUCCCACACCAACAGAGCCGAGGGUGGGAUAACAAAGGGAUCCACUGUGGGGGUUCUGCUGGACUUGACCAAGCACACGCUUACAUUCUUUAUCAACAAAGAGCAGCAUGGCCCUGUGGCCUUUGAGAACCUGGAGGGAGUGUUCAUGCCUGCAGUCAGCCUCAACCGCAAUGUACAGGUGACCCUGAUCACAGGUCUGGAAGUGCCAAAGAACAUCAAGUAAUGACCUUUAACCUGUGUGGACGAUCUGCUUACUUCAGGGUCAGACAGCUGACUCUUUCUCUUUGAGAAGCGAGCCGGCGCUCUGUGCUGUUCGGCGGGAGAUCAAAGAGGACUUUUUAAGAGAAUAUAUAUUAUUUAAUCUUUUAUCUGUUUAUCUUUUAUCCACAGUUUUAAUUGCAUCUCAGUGUAUACAAUCAAAACUCCCAUGUUUACAGUCAACUUGCAAUAGGGAACCCAUCGGGAACAAUAAGUUGGGUCUUAAGGACAGUUUCACCUGUUUAUUCAAACGUCAGUAUGUGUUGGGUAGGAAUGAAGAACUUCACAGUCACACAGACAGUGUAAUACUAGUAUCCAGGUCCAAAAUGGCUAAGAAACUGCUUUUUAAACACAAGCCUUUUUGCUAAACAAUCUAUUAAUUUGCAUUUAUGGAACACCAUGUAUGAUUUUAGCAAUGCUGAAAUCUAAAAUUGAUAUAUUUUGUACAUUUAAAUAAUUCAUUUAAUAAUUAUUUACAUUUGACAAAUUUUAUUUUUGUUUUUUGUCUGGAUCAUUUAUUAAUUAGUUUCCUUAGAAAUAUCUCAUUUUCUAUCUCCUACCACACAAACCCAACUUUUGACAUUUUAAACAUUUGAAAGUUUAGAGCACACAGAACAGAACAAUAUGACCUCAAGAAAUUUUAGCUAUCUGAAUUCUUUUCCUCUCAAACUAUAAAUGUUGCCUGCUAAUGUUUACAUUUUUCAUUUUGGCUAGCUUGCACCUUUAAAUAACAAAACGUUAGUUAAAUGUAGUUAAACAUGGAGACCAUAAUGUGCACAUAUACUGUCAUACUGCCCACUUUCACUGAGAGCAUUAUACUGUGCUGGUGUUUUCUGUUAUUGACGUUAUUCACUCCUGAGGCUCCGUCUUCAGUGGCUGGAGUUUGAACAAACAGGCUGAAUUGUCCUACAACAGCUAUUCAAGAGUACCACAAGGUUAUCACACUACAUUCACUGCAAAACACAAUAUCUUGGCAAGUGGAAGAAGCUUAAUUGUAGGCAUUAUGUCUAAUAGAAUAUUAACAGAAUAGGCAUACAAGCACAUCAUUAGAUUUAUUGACAGAUAGUGAAGAUACUUUCACUUGACAAGAUACUAUGUUUUGCAGUGUAGCACAUAAUCUCAGGUUUAACAAAUUCUCAGUUGGCCUGUGGUCCAGACACAGAUUAGACGUUUUACACUGCCAGUGGAGAUUUUUAAAUAAAAUGUCCCUUUAGUUCAGUACUGAGCUCUGUCUGUGUCUGGAAAACUGACCUUUACCUGCAAACUCUGACAUGUUUGUAAGUGAAAUCAUCUUAGAUCUAGGAAAUUUGUCUAAUAUUUCUCAUUAUGAGAUUGCUGUAAAAACAGUCCCAUUGCAGGCAAUUUUGCUUGUAAGCAGUUAUACUUAAAAUACUAAAAUUUCCAGUCAUUCAGGAUGGUGUGAAAUUUACCAGUGGUGUUCACAGUGGCGGUAUAUGAAACAAGAUGUUUGAAGACUUAAAUGCCAUUCAUGGUGCCUUCAUAAGAAGUUAUUACACAAAGGAUGGGUGGGACCUCUGUAGGACUUUCCUGUAAAGACUCCUUCAUAGUAGCCCGUUGGUCACACAGAUGAAACAGUCUUAACAAGGCUUUGUGUUGACACCACAAGACAGAUUUCACCAGCGUACCAACAAUGUUCCUCUGAGUGCCAGAGUGUGCUAUGCUGUCUUUUUAUCAUUAUCAUAAUCAGUUAUAAUGAAACAAUUCAUUAAAACCAAAUAUCAUUGUAAUUAUCAGUCAUAACCACUUGAAAAUUCUAGUAUUUAAAAAAACUUCACUGAGAGAAUGCUGACUUAGCUGCCUGGUGCCACGCUGUGCUGUUCAGUUUGAUACCACUUUAAAGUCUGAGAAGGACACAUACCAGAAACUUACCAGAAAAACAAGCAGUGCCCUUCACAUUAUAUAUACACUGUCUGAUGCCUCAGACACCGUUUUAAAUUUAAUUCCAGAAAAAUCAGAUUUUGGUCUAAAACCUCUGUUUCAUAAUAUGUUUAUGGCAGAUGGGUACAUACAGGGUGUAUGGCACAAAAAUAUUUUAUUAUAUAAUUACUGCCAUUUUACUGCUAUUAACAUGGUUUCAUUCACCACCACUGUGAGGAAAUCCAUUUCUCAACUAGUCAAAAUCUGUUUUAAGAACUAUUUCACACCAAACGCGUGUUUGAAUGAUUUUUACUUAAAACUUAAAAAAAAGUAAAUACAUAAUUCAGUAAAAUAAACAGUGAUAUUCCAAUUUAAGAUGCUUUCACUUAUCAAUAUAUCAUUUUGUAUGAUGUCAAACCAUACAAAUGUUCUGGUACUCAAAAAAAUGUACAACAUACAGCUACACAUUGGUAUUCUGUAUAACUGAGUCUUGGAACGUUUACACGACUCUUGCCAAAAAAAACAAGUGUAAAACUCAAAGAGAUGUGAUGAGUUACUUUUCCAUGAAAUCAAAAUGAAAAAAAAAAAAAAGAAAAACAGAGAUUGCUUUGCUGCUAAAAGUUCUUCGCCAUAUCCAGUCAAGGUUUAGCCAGCAUUUAAGACUGAAGUCUUUCACACUGUGAUACAUAUUUAAGAGGUGAAUAGCAUUCCAUAGUAGAGAUUUAUCGAGUUAUUGCAGAUGUUAUGUUUAUGUUAACAACUCUAUUUGUCAGUUAAUUUAUUAAUUCUAACCUAUUUUCCUCCUGUAUGAUUUAUGAAAUGGGAAAAAACAUGUUCUUGUAUAGUUCAAAGGUAUUGUGAGAAACAUGCUAAGGUUGUUUUCUGCAUGGUAUACAGCUGUAAAUAUGGACAAACCAGUGGAGCCACUAUGCCCCCAGCAUGAGGUUUACAGUCUUAUAUUAAACUGGUGUUUGUAUAUAGUGUAAUCAGUAAUCAAAAGGAAAGUGGAGGAGCCUGUCCUCUAGUGUUUGGUUUAAGGUACUGCAAGAACUGACUUUAAGUUCUGUAGUCAAAUAUUUAAGCAAAUACUGCACAGAUUUGAGUCCGCCCUGGGACUUUUCUUUUAAUGUCUAAAACAAAACAGCAUUAAAUGAUAUAUAACACAUACAACGUUUUAUUAUUAGUUUUGAUAAAUCUUCUGGGGGGGAAAAACACAGGGACUGACAGCAUUUUAUGUUUGGAAAUCUGUACCUGAGGGGUAUUUCUAAAAGAAGGCUUUUUAAGUUAGAUUAGCCCAAAGUUCAGAUUGUCUAAUAGGAUGGUUCCUCAGGCCUUUUCAUACUGAACAGGCUUGACUUUGGGCUUAAAAGUUUCACAUUUGGCUUAAAUUUACAAAUCCUGCUUUGUGAUAAACUCCCUUAUAAUAAUAAUAAUAAUAAUAAUAAUAGCAAAUAUAUGAUUAGGGGUUUCUGCAUACAUUUACAAAGAUAAUGUGAACUGUAAAUUAUUGUAUGCGAUGAUGCGUGUUUUAAUCUAUGAAACUAAAAGUGACCACUCCUCCGGCUGCUCAGCACAUUGAUGAUCUAAUCAGAGAAAAGAGAAAACAUGAGCGAGAUGGACAUUAGUUGCAAUAACUGAGGGUGAAAGACCACGUAUGAAACUUCUCCAUCCAAGCCAAUAUGUUCCCUACUCACCACCAGUACUUUAUCCUGUAAACAGCAUAAUCCAAUCCAUUUAGCACCCCCACUCUUACCCAAAUCAGAGGCCACUACUUCCUCCUGCCCAAGUUUACCACAGUUCCACAGUUUUAUAUUCACUCCUCAAACCACAGUCAAUAAGCUGAACAUGUGGACUGGACUGAAAGAAAUGCUUACAGGAGUAUGCCAUCAUUUUGUAAUCUAAUCUCUAAUCUCUAACUGCUUCAUCUGUAUCUAACAGUCACUUAACACAAAGCAUUAGCUGUCAUUCAGGCUUUUAGCUAGAACUCAAAAUCACGCUUGUGGUUUGAAAUCUAAUGGAAGCUAAUGAACAAUUGUUUUAUUCCACUGCAUUUUUUUUAUAAUAUUGUCAGAUAGCUGUAGAUGGCUUCUGUUAUACUACUACUUUUGUUUGGAUGAUAUACUGUCCUAGAAAAAAAAAUGUCACUGUUAUUGUCAUUUUAAAAGCAAUUUUACACUACUGUUAUAAAGAUGAUGCUAUUACACUAUUAUAACGAGUUACAAACGUUAUUUAUUUAUUUUUAAAUAAUAAUAUUAAUUAUAUUAGAGUCUUCUUUUCUGUGCAUUACAGACAGAAAACAGCAUUCUUACACUUUUUUCCAUCACUGAAGGUACUUCAGGUCUGUAAGUGUUUAUGUGUUUAUUUGAGACCAUUGCUGUUCUUUUCUACUUACAAGAGGAUGUCAAAAUGAUUCUCUGAACUGUGUAGUGACUAUUAUUGUAUAGAGAUUAUGUUUAAAAAAUCUGGAAUACUCCUUUUAAAGCAUUUUAACUGUAACAGACAGAAUGUGUAAUUCAAAAAGAUCACUUGUGCAGAGCGUAAAUGAGAGAUCUGAGCUAAACUAGCUUUCUUUCAAGCACUUAAGCGUCUUAAAACAUGUUGUCCCAUCACUGACACGAGAGAUGACCUAUUACGCACAAGCCCUUCACAAAGCCAGAGAUAUUAAGCAGGAACUGAGGCGAUUUUAAUUAACACCAGGGUUUUGAUUAGCAGUCCAUAUGGUCUCUGACGGCUUGGAUUCAUCAGCUCCCCAAGCUCAGUAGGUGGUCAAGGAACCAGACAGCAAAUUACGGAUAGAUUCAGUGUCUAGAGCAGCGAAAGUGCCACCAAUUACAGCAGCUAAACACUCAAGCCAGAGCCUAUCAUUUAGCAACGGAUGAAUAUUUGAAAGUACUGGAAGCACACUUGCCUUCUGUUGUCUAUAAAUUCACCGGGAACAUGAUAAACAUUCACAGGAACAGUUUAGAACGUCCACAGUGACUGUGUGAUCACAGCUGGGGUAUGAUUAGAGUGUGUUUAUAAAGAGUGUUCUUUCCUUAAUGCUAAAAGUAUAAACAACAUACAAUUAUAUAAUAUCAUGGUGCUAAAAUGAAAGACACUACUGACUACUGAGGAUGUUAAAUUUAGGAAUAGUUUGGUGAACAAAUUCAUAUACAGUACAAACUCAAAUGCAGUCAAACGAGGUAUGGUUAUGUUUAGUGUCUGAAAUUUGCUUCCUCAGCUAGUCAGAAGCUGUGAGGCUAAUGUGGCUAACAAGUAACAGAAAGCCAAAUAAGCUAAAUUAGCUUUGUGCUAGCGUUAUGUUUUCUAUAUUUUGGUCAUGAUUAACCCUCCUAUUAUGUUCAUUUUUCAGAACCAGCGUGGUGUUCCCGGGUCAUAUUGACCCGUUGCAUGUUUAAUUAUCCAAAAGAUAUCUGAAAAAAAUCCAAACAAGCAGUGUGAAUAUGUAAUGACUAACUCAAUUGCUGAUUAUUAACAAUAUAAUUAAUAUUUAGUGCAAUAGGGUUCCUUACCUCUAACAGGUAAUGGUUCAAUUAGGAUAAUUCACUCGUUUUUCAUAAAAAAUACAGGUUCAAACUUUUUUUAAUGUUUCCCUACUUCAUUAAGCAGAAGAAACUUCAUUCUGAAAAAGUACUUUUAACUAUGUUUUUUAGAUCUUCAAACUUUUAGAAGGAGCCAAUUUGACCCGUAACAUAAGAGGAGGGUUAAAUUCUCACACACUCGCUUUAAUCUGUGUUUAGUAAACACUGUUAUUGUGGUACAUUAGCGUAGCUUAAAGUCAAGUAUGUUAGCAUAGCUGUACAUAAGAGUAGCAGCAGGACACCAAGUGGUCCAGCGGUUUAAACCCCUGCCACUAUGAUUGGGAGAUUGUUGUUUCGAAUCCCGGUCAUGAAGCUUGCCAUUAUCUGCCAGAACCUUGAGAGAGCACAAUUGGCCUUUCUCUCUCUGGGUGGGUAGAUGGCGCCCUAUCACCUCAUCAGCACAAGGCGUCUGUGAGCUGAUGUAUCGAAACCGAGUCACUGCACUUUCCUCUGAGCGUGCUGGAUACUCAGCAAUGAUGCAUCAUAAAAAAUAAAUUAAUAAAUGAAAGAAUAGUAGCAGCUGUACUGUACACUGAAGUUUAGUAUACUGUAUAUUGAUCAGAAGCUGAAGAAGCAAACUUCAAGUACUACAACAUAUAUUUUCAGCCUGACUACAUUUGCGUUUGUGUUGCUGUUCCUGUACAGGGAAAUUCUGCCGAUUUUUGAAAUUUCUGCAUUAUGAAAUGACUCCUGUACAACCAAAUUAGAGCAUAGUGUGUUUGGUGUGAACUGCUCAGAUCUAGAGAAAUUUACAGAGUGGUGUUGAAAUGAACCGGAUGCCUGAUAUCUGAGUUUAAUGCCACUAAAAGCUCCCUUACAUAAAGUUAUUACACAAAAUGAUUAUGAAUACACUGCUUUAUUAUUCCUUAAGUGUUACUUCAGGGGAUGGAUUUAGAAUGUUGACUGGUGUAGAAGUUGUGAGGUGUUAUCUUGUGAGUGAGCUUGAACACGGAACAACAUGACAAGGUGUUGUGAAUUAUCGUAUUUGGAGUCUAUUUUGGAGUAAAAUAGUCAGAUGGAUCUGACCAUUCUUUUUCUGAAGUUGUGCAGGUAUUUUGUUCACAACCACCCCCGGUGAACAGAACAGUUUUCAGUUUCUGGCUAGAAUUGUCUGUGCAACUCUAGCAGAAACCACAUCCACAUUCAAUGCAGGAGACCCCACACAUAUCUUGCAAAUCAAUGCUGAAUCAUUUAUCUUCCAUAUGCAAAACAAUGAAAAACAAUUAACCAUUUCACACCAAACCUCACACUGAAUCUGUAACAUUUCAACCACUGAGCUAUGCAGAAAUUUGAAAACAUGGGUGGAGUUUCCCUUCAGAAAACAUUGGAUUCUCGUGUAUUAUUUAUUUUUAUAUGUACAUUACAGUAAACUGAAGAUCUGUCUGACUCUGCAGUCCAUGAUAGACCACGUGUGAGGACCCUACCAGGUUCAAAAAAGAUCUUUUUCAUCUGAAACAUCAGACAAAGCACAUGCACGGCCCUGGGGAGCCGCGUAACCUCUCUUUGUACUGCGCCACAACAGAAGUAGGCCAUUAAUCUCAACACAGUUGUGCUGAGCCCUCUAGGGAAAUACGAGUGUGUGCGCGUGUGUGCGUUUUAGAUGCUGUGCUGCUUCUUUUUUUUCUAAAGCUAGUGUAUGUGGUUUCUCCUUUCCUCCUGCCAAUGUGAAUGUUUUGUACUUCUCUGUGGUUUGUAUAUUAAAAAAAUAAAUGAAAAUCUCA
Molecule: messenger RNA, 9518 nt
Organism: Astyanax mexicanus (Mexican tetra)
Lineage: Eukaryota; Metazoa; Chordata; Actinopteri; Characiformes; Acestrorhamphidae
Product: tripartite motif-containing protein 67
Exons: 11
Coding region: 114-2303 (729 amino acids)
Molecular function (GO): zinc ion binding; protein binding
Source: RefSeq, a predicted model, not a curated record